Oryzias melastigma (Indian medaka) is the source of this 2600-nucleotide messenger RNA. RefSeq names its product optineurin (gene optn). Bases 200 to 1792 code for a protein of 530 amino acids. The record is from RefSeq and is a predicted model, not a curated record. NCBI's taxonomy places the organism in Eukaryota, Metazoa, Chordata, Actinopteri, Beloniformes, Adrianichthyidae. Gene Ontology annotation, molecular function: K63-linked polyubiquitin modification-dependent protein binding. Gene Ontology annotation, cellular component: nucleus; Golgi apparatus; cytoplasm. The transcript is spliced from 13 exons. Gene Ontology annotation, biological process: regulation of canonical NF-kappaB signal transduction; Golgi ribbon formation; protein localization to Golgi apparatus.
CCGGAAACGCCCUCUGUGGUCGUCCUUGUAGUUUUCCACGUCCUCUGGAUAAACUCAGGUUCAGGAGGCAGACUCGUUCUGUUCUGCCCUUCUUCCCCGGGGCUUUAGCUCGACUUCUGAGCCUGAACGGAACCAGCGGUCAGUUCGGGAGCGGCAGCAGAUCACGCCAUCUCCUCCGUGCUAAAGGAGGAGCAGCAUCAUGGCAUCUGGAAGCUCCAUGAUGAAUGGAGACCUCUCACGCUCCUCUGGUCAGUCCGGAACGCUGGAGGAAACUCUGCAGCAGAUGAACAUCCUGAUUCAGGAGAAUAGAGACCUGAAAGAAGCCCUGCGUCAGACCAACCUGACGAUGAAGGAGCGCUUUGAAGGCCUCACCGCUUGGCGGGAGAAGCAGAAGCAGGAGCGCAACUUCCUGGAGAACCAGCUGAAGGAGGCUCAGAGGAGCAUGGAGUUGCUGCUCAACCAAAACCAGGAGCUCAGCAGGACGCUAGCAGAAGCUGGGAAGGCGGGAGGAGCUCCAGGUGAAUGCCAGACUGCAGAGAUGGAGGCUCUGCGCGUGCAGGUCGCCCGCCUGCAGGCGGAGAAGAACGACCUGGUGGCUCUGAACUCGGAGCUGCAGCUGAAGGCUGAGCAGGACUCCCGAGACGAGUCCUUCAUCGAGAUCAUCAAAGUCACAGACGGAGGUGUGAACGAGGCGAGCGGCGCCGAGCACGGCAGGUGUCCGGAGCUGAGCAUGACGGCGUCCCGACUGGACAACGAGGAGGCGACUGUCAGCCAGCUGCUGCAGUCGCUGAGGGACGAGACGCAGCGCUGCGAGCGUCUGCAGGUGGAGUUGCAGGCCUCCAGUACCAGAGUCAACGAGCUGCAGGAAAGGAAGCGUGGUGUGUCGGAGUCGACACAGACCUCCCAGGCCGAGACCAAGGACGACUCCGCCAAAGAGGAGAAGGCUGCGUCAGAGGUGGAGAAUCUGAAGUCUCAGAUGAGGACGCUCUUCAAAGACCUGCAGCAAGCUCAGAGCAAGCUGGACGAUGCAGAAGGCAUGAAGAGGAACCUGCAGGACAGGUGUCGGGAGCUGGAGCAGGACACGGCCACGCUGAAGGCUCAGCUGGUGGAGAAACAGGCCGUGCAGUCAGAGAACGACCGGCUGAAGCUGCAGCUGGGCAGCAUGCAGACGCAGAACCUGGUGGAGCAGAAGAAAGCCGAGGACGAGAGAACCAACCUGGCCCAGUUGAAAGACGCUUACACCAAACUGUUUGAAGACUACAACGAGCUGAAGGAGGAGAAGAAGAAGAGAGAGUCCAGGCUGGUGGAGAAGGAGCUGCUGGAUCAACUGCAGCGCCAGCUGACCACGGCGGAGGAAGCGCUGGCUGCUAAGCAGAGCAAGAUUGACAGCAUGACCCAGGAGAUGCUGCUGAAGGAGAGGGAUCUGGAGACCAUCUCUGUCUUCCAGGCUCAGGCAGAGGUCUACUCCUCGGAUUUCUACGCCGAGCGAGCGGCUAGAGAGAAGCUCCACGAGGAGAAGGAACGGCUGGCAGCUCAGCUGGAGUACGUGAAGAAGAUGAACACGCAGCUGCAGGAGGAGGUGGACUCUCUGGGCCGGCGUUCCCUGAGUGAGCUGCAGCAAAGACACGUCAUUCCCGGAGGAAACCCUCACGGAGCCGGAGCAUCUCUAGUUGGAAGAAGUACUGAAUGGCAGCAGCAAAGGAACAUUCCUGAACACGCCUGCCCCAAGUGCAACGAGAUCCUGCCAGACCUGGACUCCCUGCAGAUCCACAUCAUGGACUGCAUCAACUAGACCUCCAAAGAUGCAGAAUUUGCACCUAAAUCCGAGUCUUCCUCUGCUGUGACACGUAUACCUGUGCUGUCUGACCCCUGAAGCCUCACUCUCAGUUCUGAUAUGUAGAUGAACCUUUUUCUCUCUUUCACACAAUCUAGUGUUAAAUGUAAUAUAUAUAUCUAAACACAAAAAUGUUGCUGUUGGGUUCAGAUUCAGGGAAAAAUAAAUAAAAAUAUGAAUAUAUGAGACAAUUAAAAUCUGUUGCAGUAUUUGUUUUCAUGAACUUAAUUUCCACGUCAUCUUCUGUGAGUACUUCUGUUAAAGUGUAAUUGUUAUAAUAAUUUACAUCAAUAAGGAAAUAACAUGUUAUGCAAUACAAAAAAAAUUCUAAUUCAAUUUCAAAAUAAAACACAAGUUUUCCCAUCUUCUUUGUUAAAUCUUUAAUCUUACCUAAUUUUUAAAAGAUUUGUAGCAGAUGUUACUGCAUUUGUUUUAGAGACUCCUGCUAUUCCAUAUUUAAACAGACCAACCUGGAGACGAGGCUUACUGGAGCGUUUGUGUUCUACAAAUCAAUGAUCAACCUCAGCUGUGCUGUUUUAUGCCGACUUUCUUCACCGUUUUUAUCUGGAAAUAGUUUUUAUGUUCCAGAUUCUUAUUAAAAUCUAUUCCAUUAUUCUACAUUUGUUAGUAUUAUAUUCAGUUGUGUUUCUGUUAAAUGAAAGAAACAAGAAUUGUAUCAUAUUAAAGAUUAUUUUACUUUCACUGUAGAAACUUUCAGGUCCUCCAAGAGGAAAAUGAAGAUGGAAAUAAAAUUGGGUAAAAUGUG